AUGACCCCCCGAACAAAUAUCUUGUCCUUCGACGGAGGGGGAACCCGAGGCCAGACUUCCCUUAUCAUCCUCCAGGCAAUUAUCUCCAAGGUCAAUUCGAUCCUGGCCAUCCCUGGCGUGACCCUGACGCCGAAAGAUAUCUUCCAAGCCAUUUCCGGUACUAGCACUGGCGGCCUCAUCGCCAUCAUGUUGGGUCGGUUCGGCAUGAGCGUCGAAGAAUGUAUCGAGCAGUACGACACAAUGGCGCUCAGGAUCUUCAGCAAGCGGAAACUGCUAGGGUACCUUUCGAAGCGCAUCUUAAACGACAAAUACAGCAGCAAGCCCCUCCGGGACUGCGUUGGAGAACUGGCGGAUAGGCAUGCGGGUAACAAGGAUGCUCCCAUGCGUUCCGAUCAUUCAAAUGGCAGGAUCCCAUGCCAUGUCUGUGAGCCGGAUCUUGGCGCUCUUAUAUCAGAUGCUGCUCACGCCACCACCGCGGCCCCGUUCUACUUCCGAGAGUGUGUGCUCGGAGGACGGUUCUAUAUCGACGGAGGCUUUGGGCACAACAACCCUACCUGGUCAACGUACUGCCACUACUCCGACUUGGCGCUAUCCGAGGCUUUUCGAGUGGUCAGCAUUGGGACCGGCCGACCGUCGGAGGAGCAGCUUCAGGCCGAACAGGAGUUGCAACCGUCACAGAUCGCCAAGGCAAGCCGAUGGAAGAGCGUCAAGAUGCGUCUCAAACGCCGCUAUGGCUUAGCCAAGGGCAUGAUCCACGACAAAACACGUGCCGACAACCACGACGCUCUAAUCGGCAUGACAGAUCCUGAAAAACUCGACUAUCUCCGCAUCGACGGCGCAAUCGGGGUCAAGCAAUUCCCUCUGGACGCGUGCGACCCGGAGAGCAUGCAGCGGAUGCGGAGCCUCACCGAGGCCUGGCUCCGACAAGCAGACGGCCAACGCCAUAUAUCUGAGAUAGCACAAGCGCUCGCAGACGACUGGAAGUCGAGGCAACAGAAUAUGCAAGCUCAAAUCCAGACUCAAGCUCAGACUCAAGCUCAGACUCAAGCUCAGACUCAAGCUCAAGGGCAAGCUUCUGGAAUGGACGGUCUAUACAUAUCUGUACACGUUACAGAUUCUCAGUAUCAGCCUUCACAUACGCAGACCAUACCGCCACGACGGCCCUCUUUGUCCAUUCCACUUCCACAGCCUAGCGCUGGUGCUUGCGUCUCGCCGAAUGUUUCCUCAGGAUCUGGGCCCGGGCAUGGGCCUACACCAUCCACCCCCGGUCUGACGCAAGACGUGACCCAAGCGGGACGGACAGAAUCUGUACAUUCUGUGGAUGAUGGGCCGUUUCCUCCACCACAUGACGAAGCAGCAAAUGUCGACGUCGACACGUUGUCUCAGCCAUCAGCGAUGGAAAGUGAGACCAAGAUUGGACAGCAGUUCAGAGACUCCGGAGACAUGAUCGUCCACGUCCUUCCAGAAGCCGACGAUUUAUCUAUAUGA
Capronia epimyces CBS 606.96 is the source of this 1488-nucleotide messenger RNA. RefSeq lists its product as uncharacterized. Gene Ontology annotation, biological process: arachidonate metabolic process. The coding region runs from base 1 to 1488 and encodes 495 amino acids. The record is from RefSeq and is a predicted model, not a curated record. Gene Ontology annotation, cellular component: membrane. Lineage: Eukaryota; Fungi; Ascomycota; Eurotiomycetes; Chaetothyriales; Herpotrichiellaceae. The transcript has 2 exons.